Molecule: messenger RNA, 1260 nt
Organism: Ficedula albicollis (Collared flycatcher)
Lineage: Eukaryota; Metazoa; Chordata; Aves; Passeriformes; Muscicapidae
Gene: SETD9
Product: SET domain containing 9
Exons: 6
Coding region: 21-905 (294 amino acids)
Molecular function (GO): protein binding
Source: RefSeq, a predicted model, not a curated record
GCCGUGAGGGAGCGGCCGCCAUGCUGCGGGAGCUGCGGCGCCGCUGGGGCUGCUACAAGUACCGCUUCGUGCCCUGGCUCGCCCUCAACCUCCGCCGCCAGCGCAGGACCCUUCGAUAUGUUCCUGAAAGCUCUCAAGACAAAAUAAUUGCUGAUGAAGAUGUAUUUGAAACACUACUGAAAACAUUUAAGGCACUGUUCAUAAACAACUUCAGUAGACAAGCAGAUAUUCUGGCCAUAUUUCCAGAAGUCAAGUGUCAAUAUCUGGAAUUACUGACUGUGGAGCAGAAGCAGUCAAAAGUAAAUUCUGGUAACCAUCAGGGUCAGCACGUGUCUAGUCCUGAGGAGGUUUUGUUUAACACACUUGGGUUCACUGUUAGCAGAGACCGGAGUUCCCUCGCCUCUGCUGGAACUGGAGUCUUUGUUACCAAAGGUUUUGUACCGAAAGGGACGGUUGUGUCUAUGUAUCCUGGAACAGUAUACAGAAAGCAUGAGCCCAUCUUUUUCCAGUCCCUUGGCAAUCCCUUUAUUUUUAGGUGUAUUGAUGGUGUCCUUAUUGAUGGGAAUGAUAAAGGACUGUCAAGAUCAGUGUACAGGUCUUGCAGCAGAAGAGAUCAACUUGGCCCUUUUCAAAUGAGUGAUGAGAGCUGGCUCACAGCCACCCCACAAAACCCACUGGCAGUGGGACAGUAUGUCAACAACUGCUCACAUGAAAAAGCAGCAAACGUGUGUUACCAAGAAUUUGAUGUGCCAGGACAUUUUCCAGUAGAACUGAAACAGUAUCUUCCAAACAUCGUCUACAGCCAUGACAUAGAGAGCCACUUGAGGUGCGUAGUUCUUGUCGCUCUCAGAGACAUCAAGCAAGGAGAAGAACUUUUUUCAAAUUACUACACUGUUGUCAGCUGAAUUAAUAGAUUCAAAACUGAAGAAAUCUGUGUCAAUAAAAUACGUGUGGUGCCUGUACUUUAAGCUUUAUCACCAUUUUUGUGUAAGGGAGAGCUGUAGUUUUACCAUCCAGAAAGCAAAACUGUAGGCUUGAAUUUCUCUGAAAAUUUUUUUCUCUGGAAAAAAGUCUACAUUUCAUGCACAGGUGAAGAUUUAACCAUUACACCAUUAGUUUCUCAGCUGUCUGCUGUUGUUGAUACUUCUGCAUAUUGGUGUUCAGCUGUCCAUAAGGUAGAUUGUAAAAUUAAAACCUGAGUUCUGUAUGUGUCAUUUAAUAUACUGGAUUGCACAGUUGUCUUUAACUGGGACUCUUGUA